AUGAAAGUCAGGUGCGUUGCCGGUUCAUUGCCUGAGCCAAUUAGAAAGUUGGAAAGAAACGAACCCGCGAGGGAACAAGGCCAAAGUUCGUCCGGUCCGCGCCAAAGUGCAAUAACGUACACACGUGCUCUAGGAUUACCGAUAACCACAAGAAAUUUUCCUGAAAGAAACGACAGUCGCGUGUGGAGCUCUUGGUCAAUAGUGCAGUGGUUUGAGGGAUGGAAAAAGUCGUUGGUGUACGUGCCCAUGGGAGCGGUGCCCCUGCUGCUGCCCCACAAAAUCUGGCUGUCGUACGUCGCGUCCGGUCAAUUAUUCGCUCUCGCCGUUUUCCAUUUGGCAUUGUCCUUCAAGGGACGCAGAAGAAGGCGGAGGAAGGAGCGCCUUCUACAUUGCGAUAUCGACAGUUUUGAAAGGGAGCAGUUGGAAGAAUCUUUCAGACUUCCCACUAUACCUGGUGUUUUAUUUGGUUUUGCCUUCGCCUUUUUAACAACGUCAGUCCAUGUAGAUUCUUUUUCCUUUUCCUUUUUAUUUUCAUUGGAAGUGGUAGAUUGA
This is a messenger RNA of Brassicogethes aeneus, 552 nucleotides long. The record is from the annotation of a GenBank genome assembly. NCBI's taxonomy places the organism in Eukaryota, Metazoa, Arthropoda, Insecta, Coleoptera, Nitidulidae.